Messenger RNA from Mytilus trossulus (common blue mussel), 4802 nucleotides. Its product is annotated as S-phase kinase-associated protein 2-like. Gene Ontology annotation, biological process: SCF-dependent proteasomal ubiquitin-dependent protein catabolic process. Gene Ontology annotation, cellular component: SCF ubiquitin ligase complex. Bases 40 to 1458 code for a protein of 472 amino acids. Gene Ontology annotation, molecular function: protein binding. Lineage: Eukaryota; Metazoa; Mollusca; Bivalvia; Mytilida; Mytilidae. The record is from RefSeq and is a predicted model, not a curated record. The transcript is spliced from 11 exons.
CAUUCACACUUCCGGUUACUUGUUGGCGGCAACUUCAAUAUGGGGAAAACAAAACAACCUAAAAAAUAUUCUGAAGAAAACUCUAAAGAAAACAAAAAGACCAAACAAAGAAAAAAGAAGUUAACAGAUGAAAAUGAUGGACGUGUACAAAUAAAAUGGGCAGUGAGCCAAGAUCAAACCGAGAGACUUUACAGUGAACUUGGUGUAGAGAAUAUUUCUGAUGAGAGUUCUGAUAGUUGUUAUGCCUUAGAGUUAACACCAGCUGUUACAGUUAACAAAGAUAAACCAGUCGCUCCAUGUGCUCCAAGAGUUUUGCUGCCAAGCCAGAAGCCAAACCUUAACCACAGUUACACAUCUGAUGAUAUAGAACUUAUAUCUCCCUUGUCAACACCAAACAACAAAAAGUUUCUUCAUUUUUGCCAUGACGACGAUGAUGAUGAUGAUGUUGCAGAAGACAGUCAGUAUGAUUAUUUUGCAGAACUGUCAGAUGAAGUUGUCCUAAACGUAUUUAAAUGGCUACCGCGUUUUACUUUAGCAAAAUGUGCUCGGGUUUGUCAUCGAUGGAGUAGACUUGUUGCUGAUGAUCACCUUUGGAAAAGAAUUGAUCUUUCAAAUAGAACCUUAGCACCAGGUGUACUAGGAAAUGUUUUGCGACGUGGAGUACAGAUUCUGAGAUUGGCUAAAUCUGAGAUUGAAGGUCCUGUAUUUAUUUGUUCUCCAAAGGUUCUCAGUUUUACAAGGUUAAGCCGAGUACAGUUUUUAGAUUUAAGUAUGGCAUCCCUUACAGCUCCAGUACUUCAAGAAUUAUUAUCUGUAUGCACUCAUCUGAAAAAGCUCAGUUUAGAACAUUGUCCACUCAAUGAUCAAAUUUGCCAUUAUAUAGCUGAGAACAAGAACCUAGAAGUUAUCAACAUGAGUAUGUGUGAAGGAAUCACUGUAAAUGGAUUGAUGCCAAUAUGUAAUAACUGUACGAGAUUAGAGUCCUUGAAUGUUGCUUGGACAGGUAUACAUAGACACAGUGUAGUUUAUCUUUCACUUUGUUUACCUCAGUCUUUAGAAAAACUCAAUAUCAGUGGUUGUAGAGAGAACAUUACAGAUGAAGAAAUUUUACAGUUAGUAAAAAGAUGUUACAGAUUAAGAGAACUAGAUUUAAGUGAUUCAACAGUUAUUACUUGUAACAGCAUUCGUUAUCUAACUCAGUAUUUGAAGAGAUUAGAAUACAUAGCAUUGAGCAGGUGUUAUCGCAUAGCUCCAACUACGAUACCGGAACUACAGAACAUAUUAUCUUUAAACGUGGUUGAUGUGUUUGGAAUGUUGAGGAACACAGCAUUACAACAACUGAGACAGGCUAUUAGUGUAGAUGUUAACAAAUAUCCAUUCUCCAGCAUAGCCAGGCCUACAACAGGAGUUAGGAGAACCAGUAUAUGGGGGGUACCAGUCAGAGACAAUAUUUUAUGAUGCAGGUCUACAUUAUUAUGUGAAUAUCAUCAGUCGGAGACAAUAUUUUAUGCCUAAAGGUCUUUAAAAUAAAAAGUAGAUUGCAUAUAUCAGACAGACAAUGACUAUGUAGUAGAAUAGGGUUGAUAUCUGUACGGGGAAAUAUUUAAUGAUAUAAGUUUGUGUGACUGGAUUCUUGUCCACUAGUAUAACAUAGGAUCAGAUCAACAUGAUAAGCAAUACUGUUUUACCUUAUGUAAAUUUGAGUUGUCUCCCCUUGAUCGAAUCCUGACUUUGAUAAUUUAUCAUGAGAUAAUUAGAUACAAGUAAAAGUAUACAUGGGGUGCCAAUCAGGGACUAUUUUAUAAUGCAAGUCUACAUAGUGAAAUGUAUACAGAGAUACCAGUCUGGGUUAAUAUUUUAUAAUACCCAGUCUACAUAUAUUAAAAGAUAUUAGAAUAUACCGAUCAGAUACAGUAUGUUUACAGAGGGUAAGGUGAUUAAGAAGCUAAAAUAUAAUGUGUCGGUGUGGAAUACUGAAAUUUGUAAGUGUAAUAUUGAAUUUUAUGUCACAUUAAGUAUAUCAUGGUUACUAGUAUUCCUUAAAUAUGUAUUCAGAAGUGUAAUUUGUCUUCUACGUAUAUGAUACAUUUUCACAUAGGAGCCUAGACACCGGUCAAGAUAUGUUUUAAAUGUUGACCUAUGUAAACUUUUGAUUGAUCUAUUUAAAGGAAACCAGUUCAAGAUGACAUAAUGAUUUUUUUUAAUUCUGAUCAUCAUUUAAUUGGGCAAUUGUUAUUACAGUUUCACGGUAUUUAUUAUUAUUAUCAGGUUGAAAUUAUGAAUGGUUAUUAAUAAUAAUCCACUGGUUGUAGUAUUCCUACUUUUAAUCAAAAUGUUAUAUCAUUAAUGAAACCUAUCGCUAUUAAAACCAAAUAUAUAAUUAUUCCUCAUGAUAAUUUGAAUUCAAAUCCUUCAAAACAGUAUACUGCAGUACUGUAUGCACAAGUGUAAGUACCUUGUAUAGACUAAUCAGAAGAUCAUAAUUAUGUCAAGUUCUGCUUACUGUGCAUCAAUCAGUUCAUUAAUUUAAACACUUGUUAUGUAACUUUUAAUUAACUGCAAUAAGAUCAUGAAGAUGACACUUCAUAAUCAUUGAAUACAAAAGAUCUCCUGUUAUUUUUUAUUUAAGAGUAAUGGCUGACAUAAUGAUAAUUUAGAAGAUAUAUGUAUAAUGUGUAACUUUUUCCAAAACAUAAUUCCAAGGCCAAACUGGUCUUUAUGUUUCUAUUUAUAGUUGAGAAUUAAUCAUGUGUUAGACAUGUGACAUAUUUAUAAUCAUUGAGCAGAUUGGUAUUUUAUUUCAUUGGGAUUUUUAUUUCCAUUUCCAUUUAUUUGUUAUCAGUUUAAAUAGCGAACACUUUGGAUAGGUGGUAAUGCAUAUUAUUGUAAUAAAAUGUAUGUAUAUAUGAUAAGCAUAGACAUGAGCAUUGUAUGAGAGACGCUAUUUUAUAUUAUUCCAUUUUUUGAUAGGCAAACCAAGGGUGAAGUCUGGGCUAUGAAAUUAGUUGCCAAUCAGUUAAAGACUGCUUCAACCAAAUGUAUAAUCAUAAUGCUAUUAUAGUUAAGAAGGAGAAGAACUUGACAAGCUAUAUUUAAUUUUUGGACUAAACCUGAAGUUUCUAUCUGGUAAAUGUAUAUGGCAUUAUAUGGUUAUAUGACUCUCACGAAUAUAAGUUAUCACAUUUAUGUCUUUUUUACUUUCAUUUCAGUAACAGGUCACUUUAUUUGGUGGUUCAAAUAGCUUUGGUUAGUUUCUAAAGAAUUAUGUGAAGUAGCUUCACUAUUUGUUUCAUAAAAAAAUAGUAAUUUUCAUUCCUGUUGUAUGUUUUUGGAUUUUGUUCCCAUUUUCAUGUUUCAAAACAAAUUUAAAUUUCAUUGCUUUGAUUAUUUUCUCUGUCAAUUUUCUGUUAGUAUAAAUGCAUGGUAAGCCAUAUUUGGUUUAUAUUACCAACCGUACCAGAGCUGUAUAGCCAUCCAAGGUCGUUAAAAACUUCCAUCAUCAUUGGUUUUAUAAAUUUGUAUGUCUAUCAGUGCUCACCUAACCUUGACCUAUUUUAAUUGUUCAAUGAUUAAUGUCAAGUUUUCUGGAUACAUACAGCAAGUCUGACUGUCAAACAUUUCAGUGAUAAUCAUUUAUUUAAGCUAAAUGUUUUAGUCAUGUUUUUAUUAUGAUUGAUUUUGUAUGAUUUUAAAUCAUUUUGUGUAUUUUAUUUUGUUUUAAAUUGAUUUAUGCUUAGUUAAGUAUUUUAAAUUGAUUUGUGCUUAGUUAAGUAUUUUGUUUUAUGAAUCUUUUUUAUAAUUUGUGAUUAGUGCUUGUAAAAGUAGUAUGAACUUGUUUAGUGCAUAUGUCACGUGAGUGAAAAAAUGGUAAAUUUAUUUUUUGCCAUGAUGUAUUGAUAACAAAAGACGUGUUUAAUAGAGAGGCUAUUUCAUUCAUGCAUUAAUGUUACAUAAGGAAAGACAGACAGUUUACAGGUGAAUUUCCUUUAAAUAAAGCUACGCAGAUAUUAUAUGACUGGCUUUGUACCUGUAUUACGUGUAUAAAGGAGCAGACCUCUUGGUAAUAUUAUUUAUGCUCUGCUUACGUCUUGAAAUACAUGAAUUGUGAAUAUCUUGAAGAGAGAUAUUCUGUAAUCAAUGAAGAUGAAUGUACAAUGAAGAAAAUUUGUACUUGAUUUCCUAGAAUGUUGUGUAUAACAUCAGAUCAAACAUUUAAAUUCUUGUUAACUAUGGAUAGUUAUGUUUGUAAAUGUAAUAUAUACUCAGAAUUGUAAUGUGUUGUCAAAUGUACUAGCAAGUUUGUAUCUUCAUGAUCUUUGUCUAAAUUGUAUAAAGUGAAAGUUUAUAUAUAUAAAGUAUAUUUUUGCUAUUUGUAUAUACAAUUUCUCUUAAUGAAAUACAAUAUUUAAUAUCCUAAUAAAUAUUUAAGCAUUAUAAAUUGAGGCACUAUUAUGGAUAAAAUCCUCCAAAUUUGAUACUUAAUUUAAAACUGCAUAUUUUGAUAUGCCUACAUUUUGGAGAAUAUGUAAUAUUUACAUGUAACAUGUAAAUGACAUUAACAUCAUCAUUGGGUAUUUAAUUAUAUAUUAUAUAAUAAGAAAAUUAAAUCGGUCGAGGAAUUGUUAUUUUCAUGUUUUAAAAACAUUUUGACAAAUUGGUUAAAUCUUGCAAAAAAAAAUGAACAUCACUUUAAUUUUACAAUUUAGAUUAAUAUUAUGUUAAAACAAGUUACAAGCUGGCCGGUCAUGUUAUAAAUUGUUAUGGUAUAAUAAUGUUCUUUACAAUACGAUCUACAAUAUCAA